Molecule: messenger RNA, 1424 nt
Organism: Solanum tuberosum (potato)
Lineage: Eukaryota; Viridiplantae; Streptophyta; Magnoliopsida; Solanales; Solanaceae
Product: acetyl-CoA-benzylalcohol acetyltransferase-like
Exons: 1
Coding region: 62-1396 (444 amino acids)
Source: RefSeq, a predicted model, not a curated record
AUAUACAUUACUUGUUCAUUUCAUUCUUUUUAGGACAAGUUAAGUUUGAGUACAUUUAACUAUGAACUAUUCAAUGCAAGUUAAGAUUUUGUCCAAAAACCUCAUUAAACCAUCAUUACCAACGCCACAACACCUUAAAAAUUACAAGUUAUCUUUCUUUGAUCAAGUGGCGGAUGUAGCACACUUACCUCUUGUUCUUUUCUAUCCUCAUUGUGACAAUAACAUGAAAAAUGAUGAACUCGAAGAGUCCUUAUCGAGGAUUUUAACACAUCUUUACCCUUUAGCUGGUCGAUUUGCUGAAGAUGAAUCGUCAAUUAUUUGUCUCGAUCAAGGUGUAACUUAUAUAAAAGCAACGGUCAAUUGUAAGCUUGAUGAUUUCCUUCAACAAGCAAACAAAGACGUUGAUCUAGCAUUGCCAUUUUGGCCUCAAGGAAUUAUGGAUGUGGACGAGACGAAUUUAUUCGUCAUGCCACUUCUGGUUGUGCAAGUCACAACAUUUGAAUGUGGUGGUCUAGCCCUAGCUAUUAGCCAUGCACACCCUGCUAUGGACGGAUGCACCACAUUCAAAUUCAUUUAUGAAUGGGCUAAAGUGUGCAAAUUUGGUACUCCUUCUAAGGAUAUCAACUUGAACCUCAAUUUAGGCACUCUUUUCCCUUACAAAGAUUUAACAACUAUUCUUGAGCCUCCGGUUGACGAAGGCAAACGUAAAAACUCUAAGUUAGUUGCCAGAAAGUUUGUUUUUGAGGAAGAUGCAAUAUUGAGGCUCAGAGAGAAAUUUGACUCAACAACUAGCGAAGGUUUGAGUUUCAAACCUUCGCGAGUUGAGAUGAUUACAACACUUUUAUGGAGGUCACUUAUCCGUUCCACAGGAAGUACUUCACAUUUGAAACGGUCUAUAAUGGCAUUUCCAAUUAAUUUACGUGGUAAGGUAGCAGCUUUUCCUGAAAUUGCCAACUCUUUUGGGAAUCUUAUUAUCGAAAUUCCAAUAAAAUUUGAACACGACGAUGAAACAAAAAUGGAGUCGUUGCAUCACAUUGUAAAACUAAUAAGAGAGUCAGUUCAAGUGAUUAUCAGUAAAUGUGUCAAAGCUACUCCGGAUGAAAUAGUUUCUUUGGUUAUCGACUUAUACAAGGAUAGUUACGCCGGAUUAGAAUGGGGAGGAGACAAUGAAGUUGUGAAUUUUACGUGCUCAAGUUUAUGUAGGUUCCCCGUACAAAAAACUGAUUUUGGUUGGGGAGAACCAAGUUUGAUGCACUUUGGGUCAAGACAUAGCCAAGUUUUUUGGUUGUAUGAUACUGAAUGUGAGACUGGAAUUGUUGUGCAAAUGGAUUUGGAGGAAAAGUACAUGGAUAAACUUGCAUGUGAUCAAGAUAUCAUGGAUUUUGCUAAAUUUUAGGGUUUAAUUUUCAUGUUCUUUCAUUUAA